UUUACCAUCUGUAUGGCUGUCAUGAAAUUGAGGAUAUUCAAGACAGGAAUUAGGAAUUCCUUGCUUAUCACGCCUAUUGUUGACUUUAAUAUGAUUUGAUAUAAAAUACCUACCUAGCUAGUAGGUAUAGUUUAUUUUAAAACUGCUGAUACAUGUACGUGUAUUUUGUUUAGCUAUCUGGUGCAGUUUUGUAGAAGUUGCAACACCCGUAUCUGACGUAUUUUGCAUUAUCAGUGCUUGUUAAGAUUACAGCCACAGUGUAUGUGUUUGUUUGUUAAAACACAUCCCAAGGUAUCCAUAUUUAUGGACCUUUGAUUCAAGAAGUUUGUGAAUUUCAUGAGAAUAUGGCCGGAGACAAGUUGCAUACAGAAACGGUUUCAUUUUACAAUACAGUGUAAAAAGUCAGUCAUGUUGAAUCCUGAACCAGAUGGAAAGCUAAAGGACUGCUUCUUGAGUUUAUCUUCCGAAGCCAAAGAAUUGUAUUUGAAUGAUACUGUUCCAGUUCUAGAUGCAAUACCCUCACCUCUACAGUUUUAUAGAGACUGGGUUGCACCUAACAAACCAGUGAUAUUCAGAGGAGCAGUAAAGAAAUGGCCUGCUAUCAAGAAGUGGACCAUAAAAUACCUGAGGGAGAAAAUUGGUGAAAAACAUGUAAGUGUUGCUGUUACACCCAAUGGUUAUGCAGACGCCCCACAAGGUGAAUAUUUUGUUAUGCCAGAAGAACGGAACAUGAUAUUCAAGGACUUCUUGGAUAUCAUGGAGAACCCUGAUUCCCAGCCUGGUGUGUUUUACAUCCAGAAGCAAAAUUCAAAUUUUACUGAAGAAUUCCCAGAAAUUCUGGGUGAUGCUGCCACUGAUGUUCCAUGGUUUUCUGAAGCUUUAGGUAAAGAACCAGAUGCUGUUAAUUUUUGGAUGGGAGAUCACAGAGCAGUAACGUCAAUGCAUAAAGAUCACUAUGAAAAUAUUUAUUGUGUGGUGUCUGGCUACAAAGAUUUUAUUUUACUCCCGCCUUCGGAUACACCGUGGAUACCUUACAAAAGUUAUGCUGCUGGUGUCUACAAAGAAACAAAUCCAGGGAAGUUUGUUAUAGAAGAGGAUGCAGAAACUGGGGUUGUGCCUUGGGUAUGCAUUGAUCCAUUGAAACCAGAUUUAAAUGCAUAUCCUCAGUAUAAACAUAGCAGUCCCGUGCAUUGCAGAGUACAUGCCGGUGACGCACUUUACCUUCCGUCCUUAUGGUAUCACCAUGUUAGACAAUCUCAUGGUUGUAUAGCGGUCAACUUUUGGUAUGAUAUGGAGUAUGAUGUCAAAUAUAAUUACUAUAAAUUUAUACAAAACUUAUGCUGGAAAGAGGUGGAGCUGUGAUAUUGGUAGUUUUAGGUAAAAUAAAUAUUCAUAAAACCUG
Molecule: messenger RNA, 1402 nt
Organism: Macrobrachium nipponense
Lineage: Eukaryota; Metazoa; Arthropoda; Malacostraca; Decapoda; Palaemonidae
Gene: JMJD7
Product: bifunctional peptidase and (3S)-lysyl hydroxylase Jmjd7-like
Exons: 7
Coding region: 337-1362 (341 amino acids)
Molecular function (GO): 2-oxoglutarate-dependent dioxygenase activity
Source: RefSeq, a predicted model, not a curated record